GUUCGUCGAAGGAUGAAACGCUGAUUUUUCUGGAAAGUUCACUAUCCGCAUCAGAGGAUCUACCUCAGCACUUCCUCCGGCCAGUAAUUACGAGACACAUCUAUUCUGAUGAAUAUCCUUUGCCUCUCUGCGGGAAGACUGAAUUGGAGUCGGGUAGCGCGGCCGUUCGAAUUGAAGAGGGUUUUUUUCUUUUUCUUCUUCUUCUUCUUCUCCUUUCCACUCUUCCUCUUUCUCUACUGCAUCUCUCUCUCUCUUGAUGCGCGAAACAACAGUUAGCCGUGAAGCACAAUUAACAUGAUGCAACAGUAGGAGGGCCCAACGCGGCGCGGCCAAAAUACGGCUUGAAACAACCCUUUUUUUUAUUACUUUUUCCUCCUCCUUCUCUUUUCUUACUUAUUUCCUUUUUCUAUUUUCGUCUGCUGCUAUUUUCCCUCUCUCUCUCUUUCUUUCCUUUUUCCCCUGGACAUGCUGAGGCGCGGUAGGGGUGGUGGGAAUUGAAGAAAGUGCGGGGUUUUGUGACCAAAAGCAUGAUUACCUACCGCAGUUGCUGUUCAAAUUUAAAUCCGACCGAUGACGGUUAAAAGCGACAAACAAGAUAAUUUCCUUAGCUGAGCGCAACCAGUUCCCUCCCGAGUCCGGGAUGCAGAAAGCGGUAACAGAGGGAGAUAAUGAGUUGAUAACGCCGCGAUUGGUAGGGCGAGAGGCAGGGGGGGCGAAGAGCAGAAAAAAAAAGGGAAGAGGGAGGGAUUUCACAAACAUUGAAGGGGGGAAAGGAGUUUGGUGGUGAAGAAGGAAAAAUAAGAAAAAAUAAGGAAAAGCGAAGAAGAACAUUGCGAGCCAGCGAGGUGGGUAGUAUUAAAUACAGUUUCCCAUUUUCCUUUUUCCUGUAUCGCUGAUUUUCUUCGGGGUAUGCUCGCUAUUCAUAUGGGUCGGUCCCUGAAUGACAGCUCUUGGCAACGAACGCCAGGUAACCCGGCAUGGAAGGAAAGCAUCGAACGUGGAAGAAUGGUUUACAGGAUCGAAACAAUAGGAACGGAUCGAGAGAAAUUGAAAAUCUGAUCGGAGAUUCACACGAUGGGAGACAUCAAAACAAGCUUUCGCUUCCACCCGCCCUCCCCUUUCCUAUUUUUCAGUUUUUUUUGCCUUACUGUACCACGCUUUUUUCAAUCGAGGACCGGGUAACAGAUCGAUCAUCGAAACGGAGGAAUGUCGUAGGGAAGGGGCGAACGGGGGGGGGUAGUUCUGGAAGGAGAAAAUCUCAGCCACAUGAUAUCCCAUCUGUAGGGAGAGGCCAACGAAAAUCUAAUCUACAUCAAAGUACGGCAAGGAAGACGGGGUAGGGGAGAGGGUGUUCUGCAUACUCUCCACCGGCCGCGAUCCAAAGUUUUUUCACAAGCAACCUCUACCUCAGCGGUGGGACGAGUGGGUGGACGAACGAACGAGCAAGCCCCGGCGGAAGGCUCAUACAUGCCUACGGUACUGUGUGUGCUGUUCUGCUGUACGAUAUCGGGAGAUCUCUCAUUCUCAUCCCGUCGGGGAAGGGAAAAAAUAAACAUGUCAAGAAUUUGAAGAAACUCAAAAAAAAAAAAAAAACCUCCCCGUUAGCUCUCUACUUUCCAGGACUCCGGUCAAAUAAAAUAUUCAAUCUUCAGAAGCUCUUCUACUUUGAAACGCCUUCUGCCGAAGGAGAAGGACGCGGUAGCCCCUUGUAUCACAUCUCAUCUCAUCGUGCACGCGCGCCAGUCCAUUUCUCUCUCCAAUAAGGAGAGGCUUCCGGCGAAAGAGCUUUCAUCUUCGCUGGUUCUCAACUCGGCCAUCAUUUCUAUAAUUAAUCGCAUUCCUGAUGCUUUGCUUUCCCACCGAUCAUCGUGAAUUUUUUUUCUUUUCUCCCACCUUU
Tuber melanosporum (Perigord truffle) is the source of this 1897-nucleotide messenger RNA. RefSeq lists its product as uncharacterized. The transcript has a single exon. The record is from RefSeq and is a predicted model, not a curated record. Bases 978 to 1340 code for a protein of 120 amino acids. NCBI's taxonomy places the organism in Eukaryota, Fungi, Ascomycota, Pezizomycetes, Pezizales, Tuberaceae.